AUGUCAUCAGUUGAUUCACAAUUAUAUGAAUGGUGGUUAUAUGAAGAAGCAUCUUUAGAAUGUAAUAAACGUAAUGUUGAUAUGUUUUGUCAUCAUAGACGUGUACAACUUAUUUUACUUGAUACAUGGAGAUAUGUUACACAACUUCCUAUACAAGUCAUGAAUCAAUUAGCUAAUCGACCUAUGGAAUCUUAUUGGACUACAAGACCGUUUAAUAAAAAUGUUAUUAAACAAAUAGAUCAAAAUCAUCAAAUUUCUUUUUCACAAUGUCUUAAUUGGACUGAAAUAAAUGCUACAAAUAUACGUCAAAAAAUGAUGAAUGACAAAAUUCGACCAUUAUUUAAAGGUCAUAGUGAUGGACGAAAUCCUUUAUGUGGUCAAAUUAAUUUACUUUCAAUAAAAACACCAAAAAUUUCAUCAUCAUUUGAUAAUCAACCACAAACAUUAAAUAAAAAACGUCCAGCUCCAGCAUAUUUUUCUGAUGAUACAAUGGAUACAAGUACUAGUCAUCAUUAUCGACCACCAUUUGGUAAACCACCACCACCACAACAACAACAACCACAAAUUUCACAAGAUUCAUUAUCAUUUCGUACAGCACGUGAUCAAUUAGAAAUUGAUGAAGCACGUACAAAAACCAAUGGUGUUGUUGUUAAAAAGUCCCUUGGUAUGCAUUCAUCAGCCAAACGUUCAAUAUAUAAUCGUUAUGUUGAUCCAACUGGUGGACGACAAACACAAGGAGAUUCUAAUCGACAAAUGAUGCUACUUCCAUCAACAUCAUCGGCACCUGUUUUAUCAACAAAUCAAUCAAAUAAUACGGAAAUUUCAAAUAAUAAAUUAGAAGAAAGUGCUGCUGUUGCUGCUGUUGCUGCUAGUGGUGGUGCUGGUGCUGGUGCUGUUGCUGCUGCUAGUGGUGGUAGUGGUGGUGGUGCUAAACAUAUUGAUCCUAAAUUAAUUGAAAUGAUUACUAGUGAGAUCAUGGAACUUAAUUUAACAACAACAUGGAGUGAUAUUGCUGGUUUGACUGAAGCUAAAAGAUCUAUAACAGAAAUAGUUGUUUGGCCAAUGCAACGACCUGAUAUAUUUACUGGAUUAAGAAGACCACCGAAAGGUUUACUUCUUUUUGGUCCACCAGGUACCGGAAAAACUCUUAUUGGUAAAUGUAUUGCUAGUCAAUCGAAAGCAACAUUUUUUUGUGUUUCAUCAUCAUCAAUGACAUCAAAAUGGCAUGGUGAAAGUGAAAAAUUAGUUCGAGCAUUAUUUGCAGUAGCUCGUUCACGUCAACCAUCUGUAAUAUUUAUUGAUGAAGUUGAUUCAUUACUUCAAGAAAGAUCAGAAAAUGAAGAUGAAUGUACACGUCGUAUUAAAACAGAAUUUCUUGUACAAAUUGAUGGAGCAAGUACACAAGGUGAAGAACGUAUUUUAUUAAUUGGUGCUACUAAUCGACCACAAGAACUUGAUUCAGCAGCUCGUCGACGUUUUGUUAAACGUAUUUAUAUUCCAUUACCUGAUUUAUCAGCACGAAAAGCAAUUAUAUCAAAUUUACUUAAAGAUCAAAAACAUAUUUUAACAGAUAAUGAUAUGGAACAUAUAUGUACACUUACAGAUGGUUUUAGUGGUGCUGAUAUGCAUAGUCUUUGUCAUGAUGCUGCUUUAGGACCUAUUCGUGAUAUACAUGAUAUUGAAUUACUUUCAAGUGAAGAAGUACGUGGUAUUUCACUUGAAGAUUUUGUUAAAUCACUUAAAGCAAUUCGACCAAGUGUAUCCGAAAGUGAUUUAAAACAAUAUGAAGAUUGGAAUAAAGCAUAUGGUUCUAUUUAA
This is a messenger RNA of Rotaria sp. Silwood1, 1818 nucleotides long. Lineage: Eukaryota; Metazoa; Rotifera; Eurotatoria; Philodinida; Philodinidae. The record is from the annotation of a GenBank genome assembly.